UCCUCCGUGCAAGAUGCUGGUCCGCGCCCUGCUUGUGCUCAUCUCCGCCGUGGCAUGUGGCAAAUGUGCGCACAUCGCGAGGGCGGACGCGGCCUGGGAGAGCCUCGGGUGUGAUGUGGGCGUCGAAGUGGCACCCCCUGAGACCCCCGGCAGCCUCCCGGUCCUGACCCUGUGUCACACUCUGUGCCAGUCUCAGCUCGAGCAGACGUGGUUCGUGGGGUCCGUGUACAAGCACGAGGAGUGGCUGGCGAGCGACUUCGGCCUCAUGGUGGAAAUCACGUACGACAAGGGCAGCACUAUGUCCUGCCACUUGGUGCCAGUCCAGCCCAAGUCUGACCUCCUCACCAAAUUCACUGACUGCACAACCGAGAACAUUGCCACCGAGAAUCCCUCGGGCACCGAGAGUUCUUCGGGAACUGAAAGUUCUUCAGGCACCGAGAGUCCUUCAGGAACGGGAAGUUCUUUCGGAACUGAAAGUCCUUCAGGAACGGAAAUUUCAUCAGGGACUGACAGUCCUUCAACGGAAUCUUCCUCCGGAACUGACAGUCCAUCAGGAACGGAAACCUCCUCCGGAACUGACAGCCCAUCAGGCACGGAAACCUCCUCCGGAACUGACAGCCCAUCAGGCACGGAAACCUCCUCCGGAACUGACAGCCCAUCAGGCACGGAAACCUCCUCCGGAACUGACAGCCCAUCAGGCACGGAAACCUCCUCCGGAACUGACAGCCCAUCAGGCACGGAAACCUCCUCCGGAACUGACAGCCCAUCAGGCACGGAAACCUCCUCCGGAACUGACAGCCCAUCAGGCACGGAAACCUCCUCCGGAACUGACAGCCCAUCAGGCACGGAAACCUCCUCCGGAACUGACAGCCCAUCAGGCACGGAAACUUCCUCCGGAACUGACAGCCCAUCAGGAACGGAAACUUCUUCAGGGACUGACAGUCCAACGGAAUCUUCCUCCGGAACUGACAGCCCAUCAGGAACGGAAACCUUUUCCAGCACCGAAGAAACAGCCGGCCCGGAAGAGGAGAGUUCCCUUGACGGCGGCCUGCCAACGGCCGGACCCGAGCCUUCGACCACCGUCCACGGAGGCUCCUCCACCGAUGCCUCAUCUUCCUCAACGAAGGUCAACUGCGUCCAGGAAACCGUUGAACCGCCUAUGCUGGUUUGCCCUGACGGAUUUCAACUUUACGGCCGGUCCUGCUACCACGUCAGCACUGAGAAGGGUUCGUGGGACAAGGGUCAGCAGUACUGCGGGAGUAUCAACAGCACCUACGCCAAGAUCUCUGAUCAUGAUGAGAAUACAUUCGUUGUCAGUCUUCUGACAGACACUACGUGGAUAGGACUUGAGGAUCAGGAAAAGGAGGGAAUCUACUUCUGGGACGGCGACUCCAUACCGAAGUCCUCUGAUUCUUAUAGCGACUGGGGCGAAGGUGAGCCCAAUGACUUCAAGAACGAAGAUUGCGUGGAGAUCAAUGCCUUCAUUGGAUACUUUUGGAACGACAAGGAUUGCUCAACGAAGAGAAUGUUUGCUUGCGAGAGAGAGGCUGAUGUCGUCUACGCUUAAGCCGCUUUACGAAGCAGUCAAUAGCGUCUGGCGAGGGACUACGAUAGUAUGGUUUAUGGUGGCCGCACGCACUGCAUAGAAGGAUUGUGAUUGGCGACAAUGAUAAAAAAAAAAAGUGUCCAGCACAGGAAUUAUAACGAAUUAUGUCUAGUUAACAGUGUUGGAUAUGAUGAAAGUAGAUCAAAAUGCCACCAUAAUCUAUAUAAAGCAUUAUUCUAAA
Molecule: messenger RNA, 1787 nt
Organism: Penaeus vannamei (Pacific white shrimp)
Lineage: Eukaryota; Metazoa; Arthropoda; Malacostraca; Decapoda; Penaeidae
Source: RefSeq, a predicted model, not a curated record